Jaculus jaculus (lesser Egyptian jerboa) is the source of this 1182-nucleotide messenger RNA. RefSeq names its product MKRN2 opposite strand (gene Mkrn2os). NCBI's taxonomy places the organism in Eukaryota, Metazoa, Chordata, Mammalia, Rodentia, Dipodidae. The coding region runs from base 43 to 696 and encodes 217 amino acids. The record is from RefSeq and is a predicted model, not a curated record. The transcript has 4 exons.
AGCCUCCAGAAACCUGCCCAGGUAGUCCAGGAAGUGAAAGUUAUGCACUUCGAAGAGGUUGGGAAGCCUUUGAUUAAAUUCAACCACUGUAAGAAAUCCAUCUACACCUUCAGGGUACCCCGAUGCUGCCCCCUCUGCCAGCAGGACAUGGGCUCUGCCAAGCUGGAAGACGCACCUGUCAGCAUCUCAAACCCACUUUGCAAUGGGCAUCAUGAAAGAUGCUCCUUCCUCCUCAAGCCCACCCAGGGGACAUUUCUCAGGGAGUAUGACGGAAGGUCUGACCUUCACGUUGGGAUCACUAACACAAAUGGGGUCGUGUAUAAUUACAACAUGCACGGGGUCCAGCGAGACGAGGUAGGUUGGGAGCAGUGUCUAAGCGUCCCGCUAGUGCAGCCCAGCAUGUUUGGACUGGUGGACCAGUGGGAUAAGUACCUGGAAGACUUCUCUGCCACGGCAGCCUGGCUGCCUCACAGGUAUGAAGAAAACCACCAUAACUGUUACAGCUACACCCUCACCUUCAUUAACUGUGUCCUUGCCACCGAGGGCAAAGAGCAGCUGGACAAGACGGAGUUCACAGAGAAGUACGUGAUCCCAAGGACAAGGCUGGCCUCCAAGUACAUCACACUCUACCGUUCCAUUGAGGAGAGGGGCUUCCAUGUGACUGACCAUUCUGACCCAGGGACAAGUCUUUCUUAAGGAAGCAGUGUAUGCUGAGUGCUUUGUGUAAGGGCAGAGGGGACUGGACACUCAGGUGUCAGCACCCUUAAAAAGUAUUGCAGAUUUCUAGAUACAUUUAACUGUGGUUAAUAAUAAAAAAAAGUGCAUGGUUUUCCUUUGAGAAUAGUAUAAAAAUUAAUAAAAUUAAUAAAACUGGCAAGCUAAGAGUAUAGCUCAAUGAUAGAGCACUUUCCUAGCAUGCAAGACAUCCUACUGUCAGUGCCCUGCACUUCAAAAAGAACAAAUUGCUUUGUUUUCACUUUUGUUUGUUUGUUUGCUGUUUGCUGGAUAAGGUCUCACUCUAGCCCAGACUGACUGACCUGGAAUUCACUAUGAAGUCUGAAGUGGCCUUGAACUCACGGCGAUCCCCCUACCCUUGCCUCUAAAUGCUGAGAUUAAAGGCCUGUGCCACCAUGCCUGGCUUUGCUUUGUAUUUUAAAGAUUACAUGCACUACCACUAAAUUA